UGCACAAAGACCUGGAUGGACUGAAUAUCAGAAUCAGCAUACUUUAUUAAUCGCUAGGGAAAUUAUGUGGAUUACAGUAGCUCCAGUACAGUAACAUUAACAAAAACAGACGCUCAACUUGCGGCCCCAGCAUGCAACAGCAUAGAGGAUAGCACUGGCCACAACAGACUCAUAGAAAAUCCUGAGAAUUCUCCGACAGAUGUUGAAGGACCUCAGAAAAUAGAGACGACUCUGGCCCUUGCCGUAAAGUGCAGUAGUGUUUUUAACCCAGUCCAGUUCAUUGUCUAUAAUAUAGAAUAAUUUAAUAUAUUGUCUAUAUUGUCUAUAUCUGUGGAAAUUUGAGCAAAUAGUUGAUCAAUAAUAUUUGUUUCGGGAGGCAUCUGUUUCAAGAGCUUAUGUCCAAGAUCCAGAUUACAAAGAGCAGUAACAAUGUGCAGGUAUGAUAAGUGACAACAUAAAAGAAUGAUAAGAAAUGCUGCCACAAAUUGGACACUUGCAUGAACUGAUAUGUGACAUGCUUGUAUAAUUUAGUUUUAAGUACAAUUUAAGAUGUAAGUUAAGUUUAAAAUGUGUAUACAUUAUCAGGCAUGCUUUUAUUUAAGUUAAUCUUGAAAUAAGUGUUUUUCCAGUAUUAAUCUAAUCACUGCAAGAAAUUAAUUCUGCUAACACUACUCAUUUGGCAACAGAGAGUAAGUAAAUUAUCAGUUCCUACUUCUCUAUUUUUUCCAGCUGUUAGUUACUUAGUUAGAGAAACACCAGCUGAAAGCUUUUGCAUGUUCAUAUGCAUUUGGUUGGUAUUAAGAGUUCCUCUGAUUGGAAGUAUGGCCUUACCCCUUUGACUUUCCUCUGCACGCAAUAGGUCUUGAAAGUAUUUCCUUGCACACCCUCACACUGAUUCAUACUUUCUAGUGAUCGUCAAUGAGGAAGAAAAAAAAAGUCAAACCAAACAGAAAGAGAAUAAAGGAGGGAGGCGGGAGUGAUGAGUGCUUAAAACAGCAGGCAGUCAUGAGGCAAAGGAUUCACUGUCUUCAAUGAGCUGGCAUGUAUUUGUAUGAGUGUGUGUCUGAAGUACUAUGAGGUAGAGCAAUCUGAGUAGGAGUGGGAAAUUAAAAACCUGGGCACUGGGAUAGGGCAGAUAAAAAAAAGUGUUGUGAAAGGUAAAAACAGGAGAAGGAGGAAGAGGGAGAGAGAAAAGUUGGACAGUCUAAAGGUUAAGACUAACAGGAGGGGAGAGGUAUGAGGGGACAUCAUAUAAAGUCUUUCUUCUCUUUCAUGAUCACUCUCCUCGGUUUGGGGACCCUGAUAACCACUCUCAUCUGGUACAAGUUGGACAGCAAUCAUGAGGAACCUCACCGACCACCUCCUCAAAAGAAACAUGCCCCAAAGCUGUCAGAAAUUUGCAAAGGCUGCAAGGAAAUCAUUGACAAAGUACAUCAGCGUUACAAUCAAACCUGGAAGAAGAACGAGAAAAAUUACUUAAAAUUCAGAGACAAUCUGAGAGUUAAUUGCAAUGGCUUUGACAACGCCAUUAUUACACAGAACAAUACUCCUCUAGGAUCGAAUAUUGUUUACAGUGGGGAAAGGAAGAGGACUCUUCAGGUGAAAUGGGACUAUUUUGACUUGUUCUCAAAGGAGAAUCCUUUCUCAAAUAAGAAAUGGGACACUUGUUCGGUUGUUGGGAAUGGUGGGAUCCUGUCUGAGAGCAGCUGUGGAAAAAUGAUUGAUUCAGCUGACUUUGUUAUCAGGUGCAACUUACCUCCUUUGGAAAAUGGAUACGAGAAAGAUGUUGGCAUCAAAACUAGCCUUGUGACAGCAAACCCAACCAUCUUCUUUAAUAAGUAUGGCUCGCUGGCUGGACGUCGCCUUCCAUUUGUGGAGAGUCUUCGCAAGUACGGCAACUCUCUGCUGCUCCUUCCUGCCUUCUCUUUUGGCAUGAAUACUGCUGUGUGUCAGCGAGUUGCAUAUACAAUACAAGACUUUAAAAGCCCUAUUCAACCUGUUUUCUUCAACCCUCAGUACCUUGAUAGCCUGGCUCAAUUCUGGCGCUCUGAAGGCCUGAAAGAAGUGCGGCUGAGCACUGGAUUAAUUAUGGUUAGCAUGGCCCUGGAAUUGUGUGAAAAUGUGCAUCUGUAUGGAUUCUGGCCCUUUAGUAAUCACCCAUAUGGCCUCUAUAAUCUGACUAACCACUACUUUGAUGACGUACCGCCUCAAGCAAUUGUCCACUCAAUGCCGGCUGAGUUUGAUCGCUUGUUGCAGCUUCACACUGAAGGGGUACUCAGGCUUCACCUAGGAGACUGUAAAUCAGAUGAAAAUAUUUCCCAGGGAUAGACAACAGCACAGAAGCAAAGCACAGAAGCAAGUACCUCUGCUAUAGCCUCAGGAUGAAACCAGUAAACUUUUUGCCUUUGUAAGGCCAUUGCGCUGUACAUUUUUGUACUUUCCCAGAAAUAUCUCUCACCCUGUAUUCUGAAAUACCUCUGUUACAUGAAGAUCCAUCCAUCCAUCCAUCCAUCCAUCCAUCCAUCCAUCCAUCCAUCCAUCCAUCCAUCCAUCCAUCCAAUCUCUUGAUUUUUAGACAGAAAACUCCAAUGCACUUAAUAUAAGGACUAUUUUGACAUUUUGUCAAAAAAUGUAACCAUGAAAAGUACUUUCAUACCUUACGAAGAUGAAUGUAUAGUGCCUGAGAAAAUCAGACAAAUGUUGUAGUUCUGUGAUAUCAGUUUUGCACUUUUGCACUAAGUGAGAUUCAUGCUUCUGUGUUAACUCUGCACCACAGGUACUGUACAGCAUAACUUCAAACCUCCCUAAUACCCAGUGCCAUAAUUCAGUAACUUGACCUACACUUCCAUAGAAAUGUAAUUACACACUGAGUGGAUGCAACCUACAAUGACUGUGAUUGGCCCGAUCAGUGCUGUCACUUCCUAAGCAUUUCCAGCUACUUCUUUUACUGCUGCCAUUUUCUAAAUUGACCGGCAGGGAAUGGAUGAACUUGAAGAGAGAAACUUGCUGACCACUUGUGUCUCCUAGUCUCUGUAUAGAUUCAGUGCUCAAGUACAAAUUACACAUUAUUUUCAUUAAUAUUUCUGAAUGUGAUUCAGGCAAGAGGCAGUGGAUUGUGUCCAUUUAUCUUUGUAUUGGUCCUUCAUAAAAACAACUUUUAAAAUCCCACUCCCGCUGAAUUUCUGACCAUUACUGCUCGCUGCCAUGUUUUUCACUUUUGCCCAGUACACAGUAUUUCUGUCCAAGCCCACACUAGGUUUAUUCAAAUUCAGCAAAAAUCUCACAGCACUGAUAGCUCUUUGGCCUUGAUUGGUCUGUUGCAAUGUUGAUCAUGGACCAACAUUUUUAUGAUGGUCCAGGAACAACACAGGCAUGUGGAUAUCAAAUACAUGUGUUGUCAGGACACUGUGGGUUAGGUGUAUUCUGGUUGUACUGUUACUGCUCAUGGCUGUUCAUUGUUGUUUCAUCAACAGUAUGAGAUGAGAGGGAAAAAUAAGUGAAAAGGAAUAAAAACUUAUCAAAAUUUUUUGGAAUAGUGGGUGUGGGGACAUUCACUUGUGAGUGGCAAAAGAUUUCUCUAAACAUCUAAGAUGUCAAUAUUUAUCAUCGUUAAAUGCCUGAAAACAUGCCAAGAUUUACCAUGACAAUACAAUGUAUUUACUCUUGCACUCAGUUCAUAUGUAAUGACUGGAAAACCACAUGACACUGCAAUUGGCUGGUAGAAUGGAAGCAUGAAUUAUUUCUGUAAAAAAAACACAGCUUUUAUCUUGAACUUUCUGAGUAGAUGUUCAACAGAGAUCUUGAAAGUGAGUCUAGUAAUCUGUCAGAAGUAAGUAUUUGGAGCAAUUAACCAUUUAAAUGUUAUGGUGUAGACAAUACCAGAUAUUUAGUUUUAUCAAUUAAGCAUAAAAUACUCACGUUUUAAGGUGAGAGACACAUGUUAAAAGAAGCUAGCACCUGCAAUGUCCUGAUGAAGGGAAAAGCCAUCAUCUGGUAUAUAAAAUGCUACAAUCUGUGUGAAAACAAACAUUACUUAUUUAAUUUUUUUUUAUAUAUUUCCAAGUCUGAGAUGGUUUGGGCAUGUGCAGAGGUGGAAUAGCGCAUACAUUACACAAAGCAUGUUGAAUAUAGAGCUGCCAGGUAGCAGAAAAAGGAAAACUAAGCAGGUUUGUGGAUGUAGUGAAUCAGGACAUGCAAUGGGUUGAUAGGAGGAGGGCACUAGAGAUAGGGUGAGAUAUCUUAUUUGUGAGAUUCUUCUUCUUCUUCUUCUUCUUCUUAUUAUUAUUAUUAAAACAACAGCAGAAUCCAUCAGUUAACUUAUGCAAAGUGUGGAGCCCACAUUACUUUUACACACUCUGUAUUGCUUAUAGUAGACAAUGAUUUAAAGAUUUAAUUUAUUGA
Oreochromis niloticus (Nile tilapia) is the source of this 4401-nucleotide messenger RNA. RefSeq names its product alpha-2,8-sialyltransferase 8F. NCBI's taxonomy places the organism in Eukaryota, Metazoa, Chordata, Actinopteri, Cichliformes, Cichlidae. The coding region runs from base 1237 to 2328 and encodes 363 amino acids. The transcript is spliced from 7 exons. Gene Ontology annotation, biological process: N-glycan processing; oligosaccharide metabolic process. The record is from RefSeq and is a predicted model, not a curated record. Gene Ontology annotation, molecular function: alpha-N-acetylneuraminate alpha-2,8-sialyltransferase activity.